Molecule: messenger RNA, 246 nt
Organism: Neurospora tetrasperma FGSC 2508
Lineage: Eukaryota; Fungi; Ascomycota; Sordariomycetes; Sordariales; Sordariaceae
Exons: 2
Coding region: 1-246 (81 amino acids)
Source: RefSeq, a predicted model, not a curated record
AUGUGUCAUUACGGAUUUCUGGCCAAUGGAAAAUCGAAGGGCUUCGGAGUGAAGAGCGCAAGAUCUUCGGUAUUCUUGUGCUUCGCUCGUGUUUCUAUCCAUUCUGUGAUCAUCCGCGCCAUGGUUCAUGACAGCAGGGCGCAAUGUAACGGAAUACAAAAAUGGAGCACGGGGAAGCUAAAGCAAGCUCGCAAGCUUGUCUGCCUCCAGCCGGCGACGGCGAUCCUAAAGAUCGAAGCUAAAUAA